Molecule: messenger RNA, 2457 nt
Organism: Trichomonas vaginalis G3
Lineage: Eukaryota; Parabasalia; Trichomonadida; Trichomonadidae
Exons: 1
Coding region: 1-2457 (818 amino acids)
Source: RefSeq, a predicted model, not a curated record
AUGAGUAUUUUUAAUCCAAUUGGUAUAUUAAAAUCAAAGCUUAAUUUGUUCAAUUUCGGACCAAAAGAAAAUAUUGACCCGAUUAUUACCGAAACUCUUGAUGCAAUUCUCGAAGAUAGAAAAAAUAAUCAAUUAUUAAAAAGAUUAUCAGAAGAAAAAGACAUAUCGUUCAAUUUUCAGAUCUUAUACAACUCAUUAAUUACUAGUAGGGCAUCUGAUGGUUUAACUAUAUUCAAAGAAUGGUUUUUAAACCCUCCUCCUUCAAUUUCAGUCGAAAGACUCAAUGAAUUUCUAAGUACAUUAUUUCGCUAUCUUCCAGACUCAACAAACGCUCAUAAGAAAGACGAAUCCCACUAUAAAUUUGUUUGGCAAACAAUAUCAGAGUUAAAAGAAAAGAUUACGUUCGAAAUUUACUCAGAAACACAACAAAAACUUCUUGUUGCUGUCCUUGACAUUGUAGAAAACAUGAAUAUGAAGAAUUUGACGCCACAUUAUCUUAAAUUCUUUUGCUCGCAUUUACUUGAUAAUUACAUUGAUACAAAUACAGUAAAUACCCUUAUAGAUAGAUUUUCCAAGAACAAAGAUGACGUUUACUGGAAAGAAUUGUUCCAAAACGUUUUCAACAAGUUAUUAACGUUUUCUGACAACAAAAAUCUAUUAUACAUCUUCUAUUUAGUCAAAGAUAAAAUUCAUACACAAGAAUCUCUUUGGAAUUGUGCAGUUAAUGAAAUAUAUAAGAAAUCUCGAACAGAUACAAGCCUUUACUUGUUACCAUGCAACGGUACUAAUAUUCUACAGUUGAUUGGUGACUUGGCCUUUUCCGAUCAGAUUAAAGAAUCAGAAAGAUUGAAAUAUCACAUUGUAAACCUCGUUGAUUUCUUUGUUCACUCCAACGUUUCACAAGAAUGGAUGGAUAUGUUCGUACAUUACAUUAAAUUUAUGAUAAUUAAGAACGAAAUUGACUUAACUUUGAUUUUAUCAGAUUCUAUCCUUAGAAUGCUCUGCUACAAACCUAAACCGAUACAAGAAAUCAUAUUUACACUCCUCGACAAGUUCGAUAAGAAAGAAAUUGAAUCAAAAUUAUAUUAUGAUUAUACAGACUUCUUUUACUCAAUCCAGUCAUUGAUGCAAACAGGAUAUUACCCAAUGUAUCCGAAAUUCGAUGCAUUGGCCACUAAAAUCGCUUCAAAAUUUUCAUAUCAAUCUCAAGGUCUUCUUUUACAGCUCUUAAUCGGUAAUCGUGCACAGUAUUAUGAAAUAUUUACAUCAACAGUUGACAAAUUAACAAAUCCAACUGAAAUUUGUCAAUUUAUUAUUUCAUUAGCUUUAGCACCUCCAUUUUUCAAUUCUGUUGGCGUAAUUAAGAGCAUUAUCAACAAGAAGAUGCAAUGGUUUAUUGAUAAGCUCAAUGGAAAGGACGCAAACGUAAAAAUCGCAAUUUUAAUUUGUUUAUUAGAACUGAACAAGAGUAACGCUUUUGUUCCGUACAGACCUAUAUUGGAUUGCAUUGGAAAUCUGAUCUCAAGUCAAGCGAAAAGUAUCAAAAAAGUUGCUUAUUUGGUUUUGGUAAAUAUUGCAACUCCAACGAUACAACAAGAAAACGUGCAGGAUGAUAUAGAAUCGUAUGUUCUCCAUGAUAGAAUAUUCUCUUUCAUGCCUCAUGACAAUUCUGCAACAAUGUUGGUCAGAUCUAACUUUGGAAAGAACUUUUACUCGAUCAAGACACUUAACAUUCCAGUAGAAGUCAAGGAUAAGAAGAUUCCGCUCAAAAGAUCCGAUAUCGUCGCUGAAGAUGAUCCUCUUUUCGAAAUCUUACCCCCUCUACAGGAAGUUCCGGACAAAUCUAAGGCCCUUAAGAUCUUGUAUACAACAGGUGUCGCAAAUUGCAAUAACAAGCCGAGAUUGCUGAAGAAUCCAGAUUUUUCAGAUUUUGAUAAGGCUUGUCUUCCAUUCCGUUUCAAUAUUAAUGUCUCAAACGUUAAUAUUGAUGAUGAUUCAAUCGAAAAGGAGCCAAAACCAUCUCCAAUUUUCGAUAUUUUCUUGAAAGACCUUGGAGAGUCAUAUGAUAUGACAUCAUGUGGAUUUUCAUUUGUUAAGAACCCAAUUGAUGCUGAAAAUCCUUUCAUUUUGUUCAUUUCUCAUGAUAAUAUGAUAAAUGACAAAUUCCUUAAGAAAGCGAACUUCCUCAUCAUGGUAUCUCCUGUAUUAGAGAAAGGUACAAGACUUUACAGGCUCGAACUCCAUGUUUCUGGCUCUGCUUAUGGAAAUUCGUAUUUUAUUCAAGCAAACAACCUUGUAGUUCGCCUUGUUCCUGCUAAUAUGCUUACUAUUAUGAUAUCCUCUAUAUUGUUCUCUUAUUACAUCUCUACUUACGAAAAAUCUCCAAUUUUCGAGAAACUUCUCUACAGAGUCAAAGAGAGAAUCCACGCACUCAAGAACAUUAUCAAUAGCCAGUAA